GUGCUACAAUCAAGCCUUGACUGGAUGAACCGUCCUUGACUAGAUGAACAAAGACGAAGAAAGCAGCUAGUUCUAAAACGUCGCUAGUUCUAAAACAUCUCAAGAUUUAAUCUCCGGGAGAGGUUGUGAAAUGAAGUGCUUACUGGCUUGCUAUUUCAUAUUUUUCUUUUGCAGUGCCAAUGCUUCGUUCCCGGAUCCUUGUAGAAGUCACUUCGAAGAAAAUGUCUGGCAGCGAAGUACUAGACAUAAAAUGAAUGCAAGAGACUCUCCACGCUGUGACACGACAUUGUCAUUUGGUUGGUACCGCUUCACGAGUAAGGCCGGAGGGAAGAUUCCGCACGGGCAAAUCCAACCUGGAUCUUGCGGUACUCGACGCCCAAUCUAUAUCAAAUCGGGUACUUUACCUACAACCAAAGAUAACGAUGUCUCUUUGCAAGCCUGUUACGAUGACGAUGAUGCUGUUUGCUUUGAGACUUUAACAAUCAGGGCCAGAUUCUGCCAAGUAGACGGAAAAGAAUAUUAUAUUUAUACCUUAAAAAAGCCCACAUUUUGUGCAUCUUAUUGUGCAGGCAGUGAAAUUCCAUGUCCCGAGGGAGAAAGUACUUCAACUGGAUUCACAAUAAACGGAAGAUGCAAUAAUCUAUUCCCACCAUUUUCAACACCACGAGUGCAUUACGUUGUGGAGUCGAAACUCCUCCACUUUGUUUGCAAUUUCACCACUGAUGCAACAUUAGUCUCUGAAAUUUUCAAGAUAACAUGGUAUGAUAGUUCACACAAAACAUUGGAAAUAGAUGGGACAGGCAGCGAUUUUAAGCAAAAAAUGAUCAUUAAUUGGAGCAAACUAGAAAAAGAUGGAGGAAUGAAGCUUGGCGACACAUUUUUUUGUACAAUACAGAGUUGGUACCAGCGUUCACCAAACAACACAAGUAAAAUAUCAAUGAGCAAUCAUUUCUUUGCUGGCAUACGAGUUCGGAACAGAACAAUUCAUAUUCAUCUGAAAGAAGGGGAAAUAAACGAUGCCAUAUUUGUUGAAGCUACCAUACCAAUUUUAUGCCAAAACCCAGAAAGUGAACUUUGUGCGGCUAAGGUAGAAAUGUCUAAUGGAAAAGUAAUUGCAAGCGAUGAAUGCUUCUUGCCGUUCCGUUACAACACAAGCCCCCAACAAAAAAGAUUUUAUAUAGCAGUGCCCGAAAGACAAUCUGAUCGACCUACGGAACACAGCUUUAUUGCCCUUACUGUCGAGAACCUAAAAGCAGAGGACAGCUGGAAGAAUCAUAAAGAAAUUCAAGAUAUUCAGGUUAUAACAAGUGACAGGAAGUGGGGUAUUUGCCAUUCUACAGGUGAUCCCCAUAUAACAACAUUUGGCUCAAUGUAUUACCACCUUUACCAAGUAGGAGAUUAUCAAAUGGUUAGAACUAAGAACAAUAUAUUUGAGGUUCACGUAAGGACGUUUCAGUGCGCUACAGUUACUUGUAACUGUGGAGUCGCUGCAAGAGAAGGGGAGGAUAUUGUUGUCAUCGAUAUGUGUGGGGAUAAUAUCCCACGACCACGUCUGCCACGGAAAGAAGAGAUGCAACGAUCUGAUGGUACAGUUAUCACUGUAGAUCCUAGUGGGCGUCUAUUCACGAUAUCAUUCUCAUCUGGAGCCACUAUCAAGUUCGACACAAUUAAUUGGUACGGUCAUUUAUAUUUUGGAAACAUGAAGAUUAAAAUUCCUCCAUCGUACUACGACAAAACAGAUGGUCUUUGUGGAACAUAUGAUGGCAAAGUAGGUAACGAACUGGUAAGUAAAGAUGGCAAAGUCUGGGAUAAAAUGCUGCCUUCACAUAGAAUUGCACAAGAUGAAUUCACGAAUAGCUGGAGACUUACAACCAAAGAUAGUCUUUUCUAUUACAAACCAAAGGAUCAAAAAUGCAAAAUUCAUCCACGGGAAAAAAAGUACUGCAAAUGUGACAAUGUUAUCAACAAGGAAACUAAUAAAGUUACUUGUGGACCACUCGGGGAAGCUGAAACAUUUUCUGCAAACCAGAAACCAUUGAUAUUUGAAAAUGAAGAUUUUUGUAGCCGAAGAAAGAGGAGAUCGGUACACAGAAGCGGUGAUUUUAUCACGAUACCUGAUGACGAUGGAUCAAGCGAUUAUGUGUAUGAUCCUACUCCGAUAAACAUAACCAUACCAGUAUGGCCAACAAAAACAGGAAAAACUCAAGCAGAUGUUCAGAAAUAUUGUACAGAUACAAUAAUGAACUCUCAGACAGGAAAGAUGUGCCAAAAGUUGGAUUCAUUUGAUUUCAGUCCAACUAUUGACCAGUGCGUAGAGGAUAUAAAGAUCGCUGACGAUUUUGCAUUGGUGAACUCAGCAAUCCAAAGUUUAGCAGAGAUGUGUAAAGAUGAUUUCAUUUCAAAUGUUACAUACUGGUCAAGCGAUGCAUCAGGCAAUGGUACGCUAAGCCCACCAGCUGAAUUAUUUGCGAUUUCAUGCCCUGGACUGUGCAGUGGAAAAGGCACGUGUGUAAAUGGAACAUGCGAGUGCUUUAAAGGGUUUUCCGCACCUGACUGCUCUGUCAAUAUAACAACUGGUCCUACAUUUAGAUACAUUCAGAACAACGGCUUUUGUGAUAUUCGAAAAAGAAGUGAUUGCUCCCGUAUACGUGUUAUUGGAACAGAUUUCAUUGCCUCGAAAAACCUUUCUUGCCGACUUACGCCUUUCGAGAUGUUCAAUCAUUCUGACAGCAAAACAAAUAAACAGUUCUUUACAAAGGCAACAUUGCUAAGUUUUGGAGAAAUGACUUGCGACAUGGUGGAUAAUCCAGUCAAAAGUUACACCUCGUCAAUAAACGGCUCGCCGUAUGUAAGGUUCAGAGUUGAAGUCUCGAAUGAUGGUAGAAUAUUCAGUAAGCAGUCCCACAAUUAUACAAUCUACGAUUCCAAAUGCAUUAACUGCACCAACAACGGCAUUUGUCAAUUUCAGAAAAGCAAAUGCUUGAUAAAUGGAUAUUGCUUCAACGACGGAGAAAGUCCACCAUUCAGCCCCUGCUUACUGUGUGCGCCAAAAUACAAUGUCACUGCCUUCUCCCCAGUCAAGACUGGUUUCUGUGCGACUACAACAACAGCACCGUCAACGAACACCACUGUAACUACAAAAACUACAUCCUAUCGCUCGUCAACUGGAGGAGUAAGUGGCAAUCGAACAACAACAGAAAGACCAUCAAUCACCUCGGAAAAACUUAAUGUUACCACCACCCACACAAAUUCAACUACCAAAGAAAGUGUUAAGGGAUCUCCUACCAAUAUUCCAUCUACUACCUCAGAAAAACUCAGAGUUACAACCAAAAACAAGACACGUACCAAAGUUCCCUCAAAGAAUGAAACCCUCAAAACAACAGUGUCAACUAAAGCCAAAGUCAAGGGAAAGAUGGCGACCAUCAUUUCUUGUUCAGUUGUUGGUGGUAUUCUUAUACUGGUUUUCUUGAUAGUUUGUGCAUUGAAGUUAAAAAAAACUCAUACUAUCAAAACCUAUCCAGUUGAUCCAGCAGAACUGAGCAACAACAUUGAGCUACAAAGACCCGAAGACUUGCCUUUGUCACAUUGAAGUGGUCAUUUUCAUUUUUAUCCUUAUUUUUAUUUUCACCUGUUAUGUGCAUGAUCAAAAUGACUAUCAAAAUUAUGAUUGGCUUUGUAAUUUUAACAAAUAAUUCAUUUAGUUCUUUAGCUGCUAUUGGAUCUAUUCAUGGAUUUAGCUAUUCCGUUUAGUACAUAUGAAUUGUCGAUAAUAUUCACUAAGAUUUUUUGGGCACAUGAUGCGAAGGGAAGGCUUGGAACACCUAGCGGUUACUAGAAAGAUAGAAGGAAAGAAAGGAAGAGGGAGACCAAGAAUAUAUGAAGGCUUUGAGCACGUGGGCAAAUGUAGAAGCUAAAGAAUUGAUUAAGACAGCUAAGAGCAGGGUAGAGUGGAAGGCCACGACAGUCAACGCUUUGAAGGACGUUUAGAACAAACCAUAAUAAAAAUAGCUAUGUAUGUGAUCGAUUAGAAAAACAUGUUUUAAUAAAUAAUAAAGGAUCAAAAGCAUGACAAAUUUGAUAGGCUCCUUGAAAAUCGUGGAGCAGAAGUUUAACUUGCCCUUUGUGUGAAUAGAAGCUUUGCUAUGAGCCAAUAUCGUGUCUUCUGUAACCAUAACCUUUUGUAACAGCAUUUACUUAGUUAAUUGAUAAUUGAUAGUUAAUUUGAUAUGAUUAUGUUUUUGUCAUUCAAUCUUUGAAAUUUAUAGACUUUACAUUUGUAAAGGUUGAUUCUUGUAGCUGUGAUUUAAGAUUGAAAGUGUUGUAUAAAACUCUCAAAAACGAAUAUAUUGUCGAUGGUAUAAAACUAGUGUGAUAUCAAUUCAAUGUAGUUUUAUGAUUAGUGAUCUCAAGCAAAAUAUGUAUCUUUUGAUGUAUCUUAUGUAAUCAUUUGUAAUCAAAGUUUUCAAACACUGACAGCUAAAGGUAGUUGCUUUGUUUCUUUUGCUCUAUGUGAGAGACCAAAUAUUAAUUGUACUACAUUGACAAAAACAUUCUUUAUUGGGGAAAUAGUUGGUUAUCUCCGAGAAAAGAUGUUUGAAUUUAAGAUACAGGAGUAAACUAUUGUGUUACAAAGCUAUUGGUAAGUAAGCAGUCUUAUCUUGAUAAUCAUAAUUGAAAACUUUAUUAAAUAUUUUAUUUCUAAAUUCACUUUUUAUUUUUAGUUUUACUUUUGGUUGUGCAAUGUUAGAAUAGUGA
Molecule: messenger RNA, 4755 nt
Organism: Rhopilema esculentum
Lineage: Eukaryota; Metazoa; Cnidaria; Scyphozoa; Rhizostomeae; Rhizostomatidae
Source: RefSeq, a predicted model, not a curated record